CAGGUUCAUCCCUUGAGCUCGCCCCCUCACUGCUAAAUCUUUACGACAACAUCAACGCCACCGUGACCAACAGCCAUGGCGGUCACCACAACAACGCCACCGACGGGGCCGACAAGAGCCAACGGGUGCUGACCAAAGUCACCAAGACCCAGUCUCUGCCCGUGCGGUCACAGGCCACGCCCAGGUCCACCCAGGCUCACCAGGCUGCCGACCGCCUGGCGUCCAUGAAGGAGGCGGACGAGAGCGGGGGGAGCCAGGCCCGGGGUCAGCCCGAGACCAAGAAGCGACCGCUGAGCAACAGUUCCAUGUCGUCUGCGUCGAACUCGUCGCUGCAGAGGUUGAGGAAGAAGCGAGCCAACCACCGGGGAGACGACAAAGACUCGCCUGACGCGGCGUCUCAGGGCAAAGGCUCCGGGAGCGGCAAAGAUGGCGGCGAGUUGGCCGACGUGGGUGGCGAGGAGCAGAAGUCAUCUGACGUUGAUGACCCCCGGGACGAUGUGGACUCGAGCCCUUACGUAGCGUGGGAAGAGGCGUGCGCCCCUUCUGAAAUGGAUGGGGUGCACACCCCGGAUGGGGUGCACACCCCUCUUUUAGACGAAAACCCGUCAAAGCUACCUAAGGCGCCAUUGAGUCAGCGCUCCGACUUUUCCUCCACCCCGAACUCAACCAGCAGCCCGAAACCAAAUGACAUUUCAAGGUCGUGGAUACCUCGCGGUAAAAGACCAGAUUCCAUUUUAAACGGACGCGUAUCCACGUCCACAUCGGAUCUGGAUAAUUCCAAAAACUCCAGGCGUAUAUACCCGCAAUCUCCACCAGCAGCAGGUUCAUCCACAUCCGGGGUUUCUGGGACUCUCCAGACUUCUCAGUCGACCCCGGACAGCACACGCUCCACGAGCUCUUCCUCGCGCCACGAGGCUAGGAAGAGAUUCUUCUCAAACUACGAGGACUCAUUUGGGGGCUCGACAGCAAUGCCCCCUAUGUCUCACCAAGAAAAGGGUUCCGCGCCCUCUGUAUUUUCUCCAUCGACAGACGCGUCCGUGAAAACACAUGUGCUCGAUGACUUACCAUCUAAGCCUCCAGAGAAUGGCAGAAAGCAGUCUUCAGGUAGUGGUAGGGGGAAUUCUUCAGAGAAGUCGUCUACACCAGUUAACGAAAGUUUAGUCAAGCAGACCACUGCGAGACCCGUUGGAUCUAGCCGUAGCGACCGAGAGAGUGGGCCCGUCGCCCCCACCGAGAAGUCCCACCGGAGAACAGAACGCCGCAGUGCCUUUAGGGCAGAGAACCAGGGCAGCGCCAACUCGAGCCUCCAGAAGACAGCCUUCACCAAGUCCACCAAGAGGAAAGAAACAGGGGCUGAGUCCGGGAAUAAGUCCGGCCCGGUGUAUGUCAGUUAUGUUCAGAGAGUGGUCACCGAGAUUAUAGAGUCAGAGCGGAUAUACAUCGGCAGCCUGGAGGAUAUCAUAAACGUGAGUAGCAUGUUAGGGGUUUAAGAAUAGCAUGUUAGGGGUUCAAACGUAGCAUUUUAAGGGUUUCAAGAGUGGCAUUUUAGGGAUUCAAGAGUAGCAUGUGAGGGGUUUCAAGAGUAGCAUGUGAGGGGUUCCAGAGUAGCAUGUGAGGGGUUCAAGAGUAGCAUUUGAGGGGUUCAAGAGUAGCAUGUGAGGGGUUCAAGAGUAGCAUGUGAGGGGUUCAAGACUACCAUGUGAGGGGUUCAAGACUACCAUGUGAGGGGUUCAAGAGUAGCAUGUGAGGGGUUCAAGAUUAGCAUGUGAGGGGUUCAAGAGUAGCAUGUGAGGGGUUUCAAGAGAAGUAUGUGAGGGGUUUCAAGAGUAGCAUGUGAGGGGUUUCAAGAGUAGCAUGUGAGGUAGUAGCAUGUGAGGGGUUCAAGAUUAGCAUGUGAGGGGUUCAAGAGUAGCAUGUGAGGGGUUUCAAGAGAAGUAUGUGAGGGGUUUCAAGAGUAGCAUGUGAGGGGUUUCAAGAGUAGCAUGUGAGGGGUUCAAAAGUAGCAUGUGAGAGUUCAAGAGUAGCAUGUGAGGGGUUCAAGAGUAGCAUGUGAGGGAUUUCAAGAGUAGCAUGUGAGGGGUUCAAGAGUAGCAUGAGAGGGGUUCAAGAGUAGCGUGUGAGGGGUUUCAAGAGUAACAUGUGAGGGGUUCAAGAGUAGCAUGUGAGGGGUGCAAGAGUAGCAUGUGAGGGGUUCAAGAGUGGCAUGUGAGUUGUGAUAUUAUAGCAAAACAAAACAUACCCAUUUAUAUGGUACAUAACAUACGUUUUAGGAAAUUUGAUAGAACUUUUCAUACUUUUGGGCUUAUAACAUAACGUAAUACGCCUUCAUGUAGGACAUAUAAUAUAACAUAACACACCUUCAUGUAGGACAUAUAAUAUAACAUAACACACCUUCAUGUAGGACAUAUAAUAUAACAUAACACACCUUCAUUAGGACAUAUAAUAUAACAUAACACACCUUAAUGUAGGACAUAUAUAACAUAACACACCUUCAUCAGGACAUAUUAUAUAACAACACACCUUCAUGUAGGACAUAUAAUAUAACAACACACCUUCAUGUAGGACAUAUAAUAUAACAUAAAACACCUUCAUGUAGGACAAUUAACAUAAAGUAACACACCUUCAUAUAGGACAAUUAACAUAACGUAACACACCUUCAUGUAGGACAAUUAACAUAAAGUAACACACCUUCAUGUAAGACAAUUAACAUAAAGUAACACACCUUCAUGUAGGACAAUUAACAUAAAGUAACACACCUUCAUGUAGGACAAUUAACAUAAAGUAACACACCUUCAUGUAGGACAAUUAACAUAAAGUAACACACCUUCAUGUAGGACAAUUAACAUAAAGUAACACACCUUCAUGUAGGACAAUGGUAAAUGAAAUGACCGUUUGUCCACUGGUCAAUGUGACGUCCUUCGCCCAUCAUUACAGUUCAACAAGAUCACAUUGUAGUGAUUCACUUCAGCCUCUUCUUACCACCACCACCACCCUUCCCCCGAACCGUCCUUAUUUUAAUCUGUAAUCAAAAUGCUAUAAUCCAUACUAUAUCAACUGUUCAAGCCCAGUUUUAAGAAAUAGUAACCCACCUUCAACCCGUGGCGUCGGAGGAGUAUGCGGAGAGGGUGGUUCGCCCCGGGCACCAUUUCUAUUCUUUAUACUUUAUACGGAGGGGCGGAAUUUUCGGACUACUGCAGAGUUUGGUUAUUGCUUUUUUUUCGUGAAAGAAGGGCGGCACAAAUACUGGUCCUCCCCCGGGUGGCACAAAUACUGGUCCUCCCCCGGGUGGCACUUACCCUUGCAAAAAAGCUGACUACACAUCUUUCCUAUUGUUAUCUACCCUUGCAUUCAGUGUCUUUCCUAUUGUUAUCUAUCCUUGCAUUCAGUGUCUUUCCUAUUGUUAUCUACCCUUGCAUUUAAUGUCUUUCCUAUUGUUAUCUACCCUUGCAUUCAGUGUCUUUCCUAUUGUUAUCUCCCCUUGCAUUCAGUGUCUUUCCUAUUGUUAUCUACCCUUGCAUUUAAUGUCUUUCCUAUUGUUAUCUACCCUUGCAUUCAGUGUCUUUCCUAUUGUUAUCUCCCCUUGCAUUCAGUGUCUUUCCUAUUGUUAUCUACCCUCGCAUUCAGUGUCUUUCCUAUUGUUAUCUACCCUCGAAUUCCGUGUCUUUCCUAUUGUUAUCUACCCUUGCAUUCAGUGUCUUUCCUAUUGUUAUCUACCCUUGCAUUCAGUGUCUUUCCUAUUGUUAUCUACCCUCGAAUUCCGUGUCUUUCCUAUUGUUAUCUACCCUUGCAUUCCGUGUCUUUCCUAUUGUUAUCUACCCUUGCAUUCAGUGUCUUUCCUAUUGUUAUCUACCCUUGCAUUCAGUGUCUUUCCUUCAGUUCCUUUCCUUUUGUUAACUACCCUUGCCUUAAGUGUCUUUCCUAUUGUUAUCUACCCUUGCAUUCAGUGUCUUUCCUAUUGUUAUCUACCCUUGCAUUCAGUGUCUUUCCUUCAGUUCCUUUCCUUUUGUUAACUACCCUUGCCUUAAGUGUCUUUCUUAUUGGUAUUUACCCUUGCAUUCAGUGUCUUUCCUAUUGUUAUCUACCCUUGCAUUCAGUGUCUUUCCUUCAGUUCCUUUCCUUUUGUUAACUACCCUUGCAUUAAGUGUCUUUCCUAUUGUUAUCUACCGUUGCAUUCAGUGUCUUUCCUAUUGUUAUCUACCCUUGCAUUCAGUGUCUUUCCUUCAGUUCCUUUCCUUUUGUUAACUACCCUUGCAUUCAGUGUCUUUCCUAUUGUUAUCUACCCUUGAAUUCAUUGUCUACGCCUUCUUUAUCUUCCUCUUAACUAUUAUUAUAUCUCUGCAUUAAGCGUCUGUACCAACUUUUUCUUGCAUACAACGUCUCCUCUAAUGGGUCUUCUACCCAUCUACUCAGUCUUCUCAUGUUAAUGGUCUGGUUUCUCCCUUGGUAAUGGUCUGGUUUGUCCCUUGGUAAUGGUCUGGUUUCUCCCUUGGUAAUGGUCUGGUUUGUCCCUUAGUAAUGGUCUGGUUUCUCCCUUAGUAAUGGUCUGGUUUCUCCCUUAGUAAUGGUCUGGUUUCUCCCUUGUUAAUGGUCUGGUUUGUCUCUUGGUAAUGGUCUGGUUUCUCCCUUGGUGAUGGUCUGGUUUGUCCCUUGGUAAUGGUCUGGUUUCUCCCUUGGUAAUGGUCUGGUUUGUCCCUUGGUAAUGGUCUGGUUUCUCCCUUGGUAAUGGUCUGGUUUGUCCCUUGGUAAUGGUCUGGUUUCUCCCUUGGUAAUGGUCUGGUUUGUCCCUUAGUAAUGGUCUAGUUUCUCCCUUAGUAAUGGUCUGGUUUCUCCCUUAGUAAUGGUCUGGUUUCUCCCUUGUUAAUGGUCUGGUUUGUCUCUUGGUAAUGGUCUGGUUUCUCCCUUGGUGAUGGUCUGGUUUGUCCCUUGGUAAUGGUCUGGUUUCUCCCUUAGUAAUGGUCUGGUUUCUCCCUUGUUAAUGGUCUGGUUUGUCUCUUGGUAAUGGUCUGGUUUCUCCCUUGGUGAUGGUCUGGUUUGUCCCUUGGUAAUGGUCUGGUUUCUCCCUUGUUAAUGGUCUGGUUUGUCCCUUGGUAAUGGUCUUGUUUGUCCCUUAGUAGUGGUCUAGUUUAUCCCUUAGUAAUGGUCUGGUUUGUCCCUUAGUAAUGGUCUGGUUUGUCUCUUGGUAAGGGUCUGGUUUGUCCCUUAGUAAUGGUCUGGUUUGUCCCUUAGUAAUGGUCUGGUUUGUCCCUUGGUAAUGGUCUGGUUUGUCCCUUGGUGAUGGUCUGGUUUCUCCCUUUUUACACGUAGGCUUUUCGUUUCGACCUCGAACUGGAGAACUGAAUAACUUCCCUUUACUUUCAUCCAACCUGCCCCGCCCUCCGCUUGUUGGUUAGACCGUGUCCUUGGGAUAGGGCCUCCUGUCUUGUAAGAUGUCUUCCAUAUCACUUAAGAUCCCACCUUCUGACGUGUGAAACCCCCUCCUCCCCCCACCCUCACUGCCCCCGAACCCAACGGGAUCCCACCUCAUCGACCUUGUGAACUUGAUGACCUGCAUGGAGUUAUUCCCCAUUGUGCGCUCACAAACCAGUGUAAUCUUGUAGAAGGACGCGAAACGUGUCUCUCACGAGGUCAUAUGUCAGGACAAGGCAAAUCACGUGUCUCUCACGUGGUCAUAUGUCAGGACAAGGCAAAUCACGUGUCUCUCACGUGGUCGUAUGUCAGGACAAGGUAACACACGAUUGACAGCACGCUGCAGCCGUGACGGACAACGGCGUCGGUCAGUCAGGUCGAUUGUGCCGCCACAAGACAUUCGGAAAUGAUACAUGUGUCUCACAGCGUAUCUUUUUUUUUUUUCAUUGUUAUGACAAUAGUAACAUGGAAGACUUAUUAUGAAGACAUUGCUACCAUGGAAGACUUAUUAUGAAGACAUUGGUAACAUGGACGACUUAUUAUGAAGACAUUGGUAACAUGGACGACUUAUUAUGAAGACAUUGCUACCAUGGAAGACUUAUUAUGAAGACAUUGGUAACAUGGACGACUUAUUAUGAAGACAUUGCUACCAUGGAAGACUUAUUAUGAAGACAUUGGUAACAUGGACGACUUAUUAUGAAGACAUUGCUACCAUGGAAGACUUAUUAUGAAGACAUUGGUAACAUGGACGACUUAUUAUGAAGACAUUGCUACCAUGGAAGACUUAUUGUGAAGACAAUGGUAUCGUGGUAGAACUCGUACUCGUCGGCUGGUCCGAAUCACCGCUGAAUCUCGCGCUCACCUUUCGCCGGUGCGAUGCAGUGAGGUAAAACCUGCGACCGAUCCAGCAUGGCGAUAGGGCUUGGCUUUAUACAAGAAGAAGACCUCUGGAUGACCUUAACUCCAAGCCUUACAAUAAAUAGAGAACGUCCUAUGUAUAUCUAGCCGUGAGCGCAUUGUUUUAUCUCUCUCUCUCUCUCCCUCUCUCUCUCUCUCUCUCUCUCUCUCUCUCUCUCUCUCUCUCUCUCUCUCUUAAACGGCAGGGGUGACUGCGAUCUUUCCUUCCUCCCGACCCCACCCCAAAUUGUCGAAGGAUCUGAAAAAUAAAAAUCAGCAGCCUACUCUGUAAUGAUUGUUUCCAUUACCGAAUGAUCUCAGAAUAGAAUCGGCUUCUCGCUGUUUUAUGUCCCAUGUCAAGGGUUCUCAAUAUAGACCCAGCAGCCAUUAAUUUGUAUUCUCAACAAAAAACAAAAAUUAAACCAAACGAUUCUCAAUACGCAAGACAGUGGAGUCGGAGCAAAUACCUAUUAAACCUGACAGCUCUUACGGGCUAACGGUUCUCACUUUGACGUCAUUGGAUGUGGAUUUUCCCGAUGAAAGAAUUGUACGUAAACAAUUUUUAGUCGGAGCAACGUAACGACACACACACAUACACGUUUUGAAAUCAUCUCUAUUAAUUUCUUUUUUCGUCGUGGCUGGCAAAAGCUUCGGAAGGCUAAUUAACCUACUUCCUGUCAACCUAUCGAGCUGAAACUUGGCACAGACUCCUUAACGAUGACAAGACAUUCCUUUAAAUGUUUAGCCCCACCCCAACAUCACUUUUUUCCUGUUUUUUAAAUAAUAGAUGAAGGAAAUAUGAUACCACUGAUUUCAUGAAAUAAAAUUCCCCCCAUAGCUGCGCUAAAAAAAAAAAUUCACCAGUGAGUUGGUAAUAUUUUCUUUUGUUGGUGGUUGGGGGGGGGGGAGGGGGGUUGCCAUGACAUUAGAAUAUUGCUAUGAAAUAAAUCUUUAAAAAAUGCAUGUCAAGGAUCUAUACGGAAAACACAGUUUUGAUAGUUUUUUUUUUAAAUUUCGCAUCAAACUUCUUGGAUUAACUGAGAUGGAAAGUGGAGGUACACCACCACGACUGCACUGUUGUAGAGCGCACUCCUGUUGAACGGAAGGUAUGUUGCACUUUUUGUGCCACUGUUGCCACUGAAAAACGUGUGUUUCCUGUUUGAAAUUUCACGACUUAUAUUUUCAUAUCGAGGCUCGACCUAUGUUUGAAAUUUCACGACCUAUAUUUUCAUAUCGAGGCUCCACCUAUGUUUGAAAUUUCACGACUUAUAUUUUCAUAUCGAGGCUCGACCUAUGUUUGAAAUUUCACGACCUAUAUUUUCAUAUCGAGGCUCCACCUAUGUUUGAAAUUUCACGACUUAUAUUUUCAUAUCGAGGCUCGACCUAUGUUUGAAAUUUCACGACCUAUAUUUUCAUAUCGAGGCUCCACCUAUGUUUGAAAUUUCACGACUUAUAUUUUCAUAUCGAGGCUCGACCUAUGUUUGAAAUUUCACGACCUAUAUUUUCAUAUCGAGGCUCCACCUAUGUUUGAAAUUUCACGACUUAUAUUUUCAUAUCGAGGCUCGACCUAUGUUUGAAAUUUCACGACCUAUAUUUUCAUAUCGAGGCUCCACCUAUGUUUGAAAUUUCACGACUUAUAUUUUCAUAUCGAGGCUCGACCUAUGUUUGAAAUUUCACGACCUAUAUUUUCAUAUCGAGGCUCCACCUAUGUUUGAAAUUUCACGACUUAUAUUUUCAUAUCGAGGCUCGACCUAUGUUUGAAAUUUCACGACUUAUAUUUUCAUAUCGAGGCACACACCUAUGUUUGAAAUUUCACGACUUAUAUUUUCAUAUCGAGGCUCGACCUAUGUUUGAAAUUUCACGACCUAUAUUUUCAUAUCGAGGCUCCACCUAUGUUUGAAAUUUCACGACUUAUAUUUUCAUAUCGAGGCUCCCACCUAUGUUUGAAAUUUCACGACUUAUAUUUUCAUAUCGAGGCUCCCACCUAUGUUUGAAAUUUCACGACUUAUAUUUUUAUAUGGAGGCUCCACCUAAUUUCGAUAGGCCAAAAGGUUCUCCUGAGUGAAACCACACGGAACAUAUUUUUAUUUUUGUAUUAGCUCUAGGGCCCUUUGCAAACAUGGGUUUUUAGCCACGUUUGGUGUACGUUUUAGAACCACUGUCAAACGAAUGUUUGUUCAACACACGCACCUACGUCGAUUGCCCUUGUGUGUUAAGAAGCAAAUCGGUAUACCAACAAACACACGUCCGGUCUUUUCAGUGGAACUAUUGGGUACUGGUUUUUUCACUACCAUGAAGACCCGCAGGACGCAUUGGUUUGAACCCACCUCUCAUGUGAUUCGAGAGUUGUGUGAGAGGGGGGGGGGGUCUAGCGGGGCGUGGGGGUUCUGGUACACGCUUAUGGGGAUAAUGAAAUUUGUACAUAUUUGCUCCAUCGCCCCUACCUCGACAUUAUAUGGCACCCACACUAAAAUAUAACUGUGCCUCAUGUACCUCCAAUAAUUUGGUAGGUUUCUCUAGAUCCGCCUCUGCUUAAGCCAGCGGUUCUCAACCUGUGGGUCGCGACCCCUUUGGGGGUCGAAUGACCCUUUCCCAGGGGGUCGCCUAAGACCACCGGAAAACACGCUACAGAUAUGAUGUGGCAACGUAAAUAAUUUUAUGGUUGGGGGUCGCCACAACACGAGUCGCUGUACUAAAGAGUCGCGGCAUUAGGAAGGUUGAGAACCACUGGCUCAAAGCAUUCUCAGAGCCCGUGUGGGACGGUACACAACAAAUGGUCAAAGUCUUGUCUUCAUCUCACGGCGCUCUGUAUGACUGCCGAGUGAGUCAUGACCUGGCGGUGGAAGGUCGAACAAGAUAACCAUUGUGUACCCUUGACGGAAUGUGAGAGCACGGGCGGAUGCAAGGAGGGUGUAGGCAACUGAGGGCGUAUCUCCGUUCAUAUUUAUAUUUUAAUUAAAAGAAACAACUAAUAUAUCGGUCUAUAAAGUGGCGCCGUAAAUGCCCCAUUCAACACCCCAUUCAACACCCCAUUCGACACCCCAUUCGACACUCCAUUCAACACCCCGUUCAACACCCCAUUCAACACCCCAUUCGACUUCCCAUUCAACACCCCAUUCGACUUCCCAUUCAACACCCCAUUCAACACCCCAUUCAACACCCCAUUCGACACCCCAUUCGACACUCCAUUCAACACCCCAUUCAACCAGCCACUCAACACCCCAUUCGACACCCCAUUCGACACCCCAUUCGGCACCCCAUUCGACGAACAACGCAUGACUCUAACCCACAUGAUCAAACUUUUUUUCACUAGUAUCCCCAUCUGUUCAUGACAGAAUCUAUAAUUUAUUUUCCAAUAGCACUUUUCUGUGCUUUUCUGCGACACCAAAUCUGUUGCGCAGAACGAUCUGAUCCUACAACGAAAUGGUUAUGUACUCAUUAGGGACUCAUUUGGGGACUCAUUGGGGACCCAUUGGGGACUCAUUAGGGACCCAUUGGGGACCGGUGUGGAGCGGAUUAAGUUCGUAGUGAAGUGUCCUGGUUAUACGAAUACGGACCCUUUUGGUUUUUUUUCUUUGGUUGUGGAGGGGGGUGAAAAGGGGGGAGGGGGUGAAGGUCAGUACCCGGCUCAGCCCCAGAAUACACAUCUAUAACUAUCAGAUGUCUUAUGGUAUCACCCUCCCGUCAUAAAUCUUACCAUUCCGCUUAUGGCGUGCGAGUCAUAGGUAUAGAGACCACACCUGGGGCAAGGGAGGCAUAAGGGACCACACCUGGGAUAAGGGAGUUCCAUGUUUUCAGCUUCAUUGCUAAAAGGGUCGGAGGGGGGGCUGAGGUAUAUGCCAUUCUUUUGUGGGGGACAGCGAAGGAUUUAGGGAUUGGGGCACUCGAGUGCGUUUUCUCUAGGACUGUAGAGAUAGCUAUGGCGAUACUGUGAAGGACUGUAGAGAUAGCUAUGGCGAUACUGUGAAGGACUGUAGAGAAAGCUAUGGCGAUACUGUGAAGGACUGUAGAGAUAGAAAUGGCGAUACUAUGAAGGACUAUAGAGAUAGAUAUGGCGAUACUGUGAAGGACUGUAGAGAUAGAUAUGGCGAUACUGUGAAGGACUGUAGAGAUAGAUAUGGCGAUACUGUGAAAGACUGUAGAGAUAGAUAUGGCGAUACUGUGAAAGACUGUAGAGAUAGAUAUGGCGAUACUGUGAAGGACUGUAGAGAUAGAUAUGGCGAUACUGUGAAGGACUGUAGAGAUAGAUAUGGCGAUACUAUGAAGGCCGGUUUAGAUAGAUAGAGCUAUAGUAUGACGGACUGUUGAAAUAGAUUGUCUAUACUAUGAGGGACUGUUGAAAUAGAUUGUCUAUACUAAAAGGCCUGUUUAAAUAGAUAUGGCUAUCCUAUGAAGGGCUGUUGAAAUAAAUAUAUAUCUAUACUAUAAAAGCCCGUUGAAAUAGAUAGGGCUCUACCAUGAAGUCCUGUAUGAAAUAGAUAUGGCUGUACUAUGACACAUACAAGCAAAUAGUUACUAAAAAGGAAAUGUAUCUGGCCCUGUACGUUUGACCUAGUUCCACCCCUCCCCACUAGCUCAUCUCCCCACUCGUUCAUCUCCCCACUCGUUCGUCUCCCCACUAGUUCAUCUCCCCACUAGUUCAUCUCCCCACUAGUUCAUCUCCCCAUUAGUUCAUCUCCCCACUAGUUCAUUACCCCACUAGUUCAUCUCCCCAUUAGUUCAUCUCCCCACUAGUUCAUCUCCCCACUAGUUCAUUUCCCCACUAGUUCAUCUCCCCUCUAGUUCAUCUCCCCACUAGUUCAUCACCCCACUAGUUUAUCUCCCCAUUAGUUCAUCUCCCCACUAGUUCAUCUCCCCAUCAGUUCAUCUCCCCAUUAGUUCAUUUCCCCACUAGUUCAUUUCCCCACUAGUUCAUCUCCCCAUUAGUUCAUUUCCCCAUUAGUUAAUCUCCCGAAUGGUUCAUUUCCCCACUGGUUCAUUUCCCCACUGAUGCAUCUCCCCAUUAGUUCAUUUUCCCAUUAGUUCAUUUCCCCAUUAGUUCAUUUCCCCAUUAGUUCAUCUCCCCACUAGUUCAUUUCCCCACUAGUUCAUCUCCUCAUUAGUUCAUCUCCCCAUUAUUUCAUCUCCCCAUUAGUUCAUCUCCCCAUUAGUUCAUCUCCUCCCCACUAGUUCAUCUCCCGAAAGGUUCAUCUCCCCACUAUUUCAUUUCCCCAUUAGGUCAUUUCCCCACUAGUUCAUCUCCCCAUUAGUUCAUUUCCCCACUAUUUCAUUUCCCCACUAGUUCAUCUUCCCAUUAGUUCAUCUCCCCAUUAGUUCAUCUCCCCACUAGUUCAUCUCCCCAUUAGUUCAUCUCCCCACUAGUUCAUCUCCCGAAUGGUUCAUUUCCCCACUGGUUCAUCUCCCCACUGAUGCAUCACCCUACUAGUUCAUCUCCCCAUUUGUUCAUCUCCAGAAUGGUUCAUCUCCCCACUGGUUCAUCUCCCCACUGGUUCAUCUCCCCACUAGUUCAUCUCCCCACUAGUUUAUUUUCCCAUUAGUACCCCCCACCCCCUCCCCUCCCCCACUUUCACCUACACCAGUCGAAGAACGAUUAUCUCUGUCCCACUACUCCAUUGAAAUGUCAGCUGAUGAAAUAGUCUUAGGAAUGACGUCACACGGUCACAUAUUUUCAUUUAUUUUUUUUUAAAGGAAAUUAUGGCACCGGUGCUUCCUUCUUCGGCAGACAUUGGACUCCUUCAAACCAGCACACACUUUAACAUCUCCACCCCCUACUCCACGCCACCCCCCCCCACAAACACAUCCACACAGCUCCCCUAAUCUCAACUGCUUGAUCAACCAAGAAUCUCUCUCCACAGGGCUACCUGACGCCGUUGGAACAGCUUCUCAACUCUGAGGACGCCAAGAAAGAUGUGGAGUGUCUGUUCGGGAAUAUCCGCCAGAUCUACCAGUUCGGGUGGUCAGUUCUCUUAGACAUAAAACACGUUUACACUGUAUUAUUGUAUUUCAAUGUUUUGACAGUCAGAGCUCAAGCCUAAGAUAAAGUUGGAGUUUCACAUGAUUUGCUAUCUUGGGUGGAAAUAACUCUGUAUUUCUGGAUAGCAAAUAUCAGACCCAGUCCAAAACAAAACAAAAAAAAAAAAAAAAUUCCGAAAGGAAUGAUAAAAACAUAAAUUAAAAUUUGAUAAUUUAAAAAGAAUUAUUUCUGGAUAGAAAAUAUCAGACCCAGUCCAAAAAAAAAAAAAAAAAAAAAAAAAUUCCGAAAGGAAUGAUAAAAACAUAAAUUAAAAUUUGAUAAUUUAAAAAGAAAGGGUAAUGUUGAUACUUUUCCGUGCCAAUGAAAUCAUUUAAAGCUGAUAAAGAUGCAGCGGCGUAGGAAGGAGGGGGUCGGGGCGCCCAUGGUGGUGCUUUUUUCUUUAAAUUUGAGGGGGCCAUUUUCGUUUGGUUUCUUUUUUUUUUAGUGGUAGGGGAUCAAAAUAAUUUUCGUCUUGCUCUGGCGUGACUGUCUCCACCCUAACUACUUUGAUUUAAAGCUUUGUUCAAUUGGCUUUAGCUUUGAGCCUUGAGCCAGAUGACGUGAGGUAACCUUUAUGUUCUUCAUCUCCCCCCCAGCAUUUUUCUGACGGACCUGGAGUCGACGGGGGCUGAUCCGGUCAAGGUCGCCGAAUGUUUUGUCAAGCACAACAAGGGCUUCGUCAUCUACGCCGACUACUGUACCAACUACCCCAGGUAUGUUUGUUGUACCAACCACCCUAGGUUCGUCUGUUGUACCAACCACCACAGGUAUGUCUAUUUUACCAACCACCAUAGGUAUGUCUAUUGUACCAACCAACAUAGGUAUGUCUGUUGUACCAACCACCCUAGGUUCGUCUGUUGUACCAACCACCACAGGUAUGUCUAUUGUACCAACCACCCUAGGUUCGUCUGUUGUACCAACCACCACAGGUAUGUCUAUUGUACCAACCACCCUAGGUUUGUCUGUUGUACCAACCACCACAGGUAUGUCUAUUGCACCAACCACCACAGGUGUGUCUAUUGUACCAACCACCACAGGUAUGUCUAUUGUACCAACCACCCUAGGUUCGUCUGUUGUACCAACCACCACAGGUAUGUAUAUUGUACCAACCACCACAGGUAUGUCUGUUGCACGAACCACCCCAGGCAUGUCUGUUGUACCAAUCACCACAGGUACAUCUGUUGUACCAACUACCCCAGUUAUGUCCAUUGUACCAACCACCCCAAGGUAUGUAUGUUGUACCAACCACCACAGGUAUUUCUUUGUACCAGCUACCCAGGUAUGCCUGUUGUACUAACAUCCAAGGUAUUUCUAUUGUAUCUACCAUCCCAGGUAUGUAUGUCGUGUCAUUCGAACCCAUGGGGUAUUUCUUUUGUAACAACUAAGUCUCCAACAAAUAAGAAAUGCUUGUCUAAUAUACCAACUACCCCAGGUAUGUCAACUGUACCAACAUUAGGGAGGUCUGUCUAUCAUACAACUACCCCGGGUAUGUCUGUCGUACCAAAAUACCCAAGGGCACAUGAUCCGCUGGAACAACCUGGAAAUCUCGGGGAAGGUGGAAUACAAUGCACCCAUUAAUUGUCCAUGCUUGUUUGUUAUUUACAUUCACCUCCCUGAAUUUGUCUUGAGUUUAGAAUUGCACUGAAGAUCAAUCAGCUCCAUUUGAAGCGCAAUAUAUAUAUAUAUAAAUGUGUGUAUGUGUGGGGAAAAGGGGGGGGGGCAUCUUCCACAUUGAAGGAGAAAGAAUCAACAAUAAUUUUUUUUAAAGUGACUCUGUGUUUUGAAGUCUGCAAGCAUGUGUUAAAAUUUUUCCUGUAGCUUUGCAAUGGCAUCAGUACACUUGCUACUGAAUGGUGUGCCCGAGUCCAUGAGCACUUUUGCAUGUUGGUAAAUGGCAGAGGUUUCUCUGAGAACCAUAACACAAGUUUUGCGCGGAAUGCCCCGACAUUGUCGUAGGCAACACUGACAAGCUACCCCUGGUCUUGUAACUUCUUGUCGAGUACAUUCAGCUCCAGUGGAUUGUCAACAAGAAAAGCCAUGUCCAUGAGCUGUUUGGGAUCACUUCGUACAGGAACAACCACCCCACCCUUCUCCAUUAGGGCUUAAACCAUGGGCAGGAGCAGGGCAUUUUUAUGAAUUAUUGAUUCGAAGGAAGAACCUAAUUGUAGGGAGAAUGAAUUUUCAUGUUUUAACGUAGAAAAGAUCUUUUUGACCAACCCUAAUUGGAAAGUGGCCAAGCUGACAGGCUCGGAAUUUCCCUAACUCGUAAACACUAGUGGCAAAUUUAAUAGGGAUUAUUUGAUAAUGUAUCAGAUUAUUCCGAUGUACACAAUUAUGCUUGUGCAAUUCCCAAUUUUAAAAACUUUACUCAUAACCUCAAUCGUGCCAUGUUUGUCUCAUAAAAUGCUAUAAAAUAAAAACUUUUAGUCCAGUUUUAAAACGGUUCUUACCAUUAUAAUCAACAUACAAAUAUAAAAAAAAAAAACAUAAUAAAAAUCAGAAUGAGACUAGUCGGUGAGACUCGACUGAAACCGUCGCGGAGGGUCACGUUCUAGAUAGAAUGGGGGGAAUGAGCGGGCCGCAUCAACACUGAACUUUGCUGUCAUGUAGCGGGCCGCAAAUAUCGUCUAGCGAGUCGCAAAUGGCCCGCGGGCCGCGACUUUGAGACCCCUGUCUUAUAUCAAGUGAUCUACCCUUGAGUAGUGUUCCACUAUUUAAGCUGGAAUACCAACAGAACAUAAAAAUAAGGGAAAUUAAAAAAAAAAUUUAAAAAAUUUUGGGUUGAAAUUCCAUACCCAAAUAAAAACAAGUAAAUUGAACAAAAGCUAAUGAGUCUUUUCCAGGCGGGUUUGGUGCAAGGAAACCAGCCACACACUAAGCAAUAUUGAGAUAGAUAUGUGUGUAUGUGUGUGAGUCGUACGCCAAAUACUUAGUGUUUGACCGUGUCAAUGAGUGUGAACCAAUCAGAUGUUCAAAGUUCAAAGUGUGGGAUCAAUGGUCAAAGCGUGUGAUCAAAGGCUAUUGCUUGGGAUCAAAGGUCAAUGCUUGCGAUCAAUGGUCAAAGCGUGUGAUUAAAGUUCAAAAGUUGGGGUCAAAGUUCAAAGCGCGGGAUCAAAGCUCAAAGCGUGGGAUCAAAACUCAAAGCGACGGAAAACAAAUUUUACCCGUCGUUGCUAGAGACACCAAGAAGGUGACUUGUCACGUGACCCAACACCUUGUAACGGACACAUGUGCUGUGCUAUAUGACGUCAAACCUUUGGACAGUUAGUCAUUUAGCCAAUCAGCGCCCCUUUAGUUUCACGUCGAUGCGUGAUUUUCAUCAUCUUGAAGGAAUUCUUUUGCCGCGGCACACCUAGCGUCGUCUCGCGGCACACCAGUUGCGGAGCUCUGGUCUAUUUCAUUGUUAUACUAGCAACCACCAACCUUGUUGAGAUCCUCGCUACAGAAUCUGACUAAUCAAAUACCCGAAAACCCACUUAUAUCGACUGUAGUUUCUGUUCUCAAGCAUUGUAUUGUUUGUUAUUCACUUCCUCCUACACCCUUCGUGUGAAUAGCGUGGCCUUAUUGGAAGGUGUGGCCUUAUUGGAAGGUGUGGCUUUAUUGGGGAGGGUGGCUUUAUUGGGGAGGCGUGGCUUUAUUGGGAAGGCGUGGCUUUAUUGGGGAGGUCCGUCUUUAGUGGGGAGGCGUGGGCGUGGCUUUAUUUGGGAGGGGUGGCUUUAUUGGGGAGGCGUGGCUUUAUUGGGGAGGCGUGGCUUUAUUGGGGAGGUCCGUCUUUAGUGGGGAGGCGUGGGCGUGGAUUUAUUUGGGAGGGGUGGCUUUAUUGGGGAGGGUGGCUUUAUUGGGGAGGGUGGCUUUAUUGGGGAGGGUGGCUUUAUUGGGGAGGGUGGCUUUAUUGGGGAGGGUGGCUUUAUUGGGGAGGGUGGCUUUAUUGGGGAGGGUGGCUUUAUUGGGGAGGGUGGCUUUAUUGGGGAGGGUGGCUUUAUUGGGGAGGGUGGCUUUAUUGGGGAGGGUGGCUUUAUUGGGGAGGGUGGCUUUAUUGGGGAGGGUGGCUUUAUUGGGGAGGGUGGCUUUAUUGGGGAGGGUGGCUUUAUUGGGGAGGAUGGCUUUAUUGGGGAGGGUGGCUUUAUUGGGGAGGGUGGCUUUAUUGGGGAGGGUGGCUUUAUUGGGGAGGAUGGCUUUAUUGGGGAGGGUGGCUUUAUUGGGGAGGGUGGCUUUAUUGGGGAGGGUGGCUUUAUUGGGGAGGAUGGCUUUAUUGGGGAGGGUGGCUUUAUUGGGGAGGGUGGCUUUAUUGGGGAGGGUGGCUUUAUUGGGGAGGAUGGCUUUAUUGGGGAGGGUGGCUUUAUUGGGGAGGGUGGCUUUAUUGGGGAGGAUGGCUUUAUUGGGGAGGAUGGCUUUAUUGGGGAGGGUGGCUUUAUUGGGGAGGAUGGCUUUAUUGGGGAGGAUGGCUUUAUUGGGGAGUGUGGCUUUAUUGGGGAGGGUGGCUUUAUUGGGGAGGUGUGGCUUUAUUGGGGAGGAUGGCUUUAUUGGGGAGGGUGGCUUUAUUGGGGAGGAUGGCUUUAUUGGGGAGGAUGGCUUUAUUGGGGAGGAUGGCUUUAUUGGGGAGGGUGGCUUUAUUGGGGAGGAUGGCUUUAUUGGGGAGGUGUGGCUUUAUUGGGGAGGUGUGGCUUUAUUGGGGAGGAUGGCUUUAUUGGGGAGGUGUGGCUUUAUCAUGAAUAUACAGUAUUCCCUAUCAUUAAGAUACAGCAUUCCCUAUCAUUAAAAUACAGUAUUCCCUAUCAUUAAAAUACAGUAUUCCCUAUCAUUAAAAUACAGUAUUCCCUAUCAUAAUUGAAAUACAGUAUUCCCUAUCAUGAAAAUACAGUAUUCCCUAUCAUGAAAAUACAGUAUUCCCUAUCAUGAAAAUACAGCAUUCCCUAUAAUUAAAGUACAGUAUUCCCUAUCAUUAAAAUACAGCAUUCCCUAUUAUUAAAACCCAGUAUUCCUCUAUCAUCAAAAUCCUGUAUUCCCUAUCACCAAAAGCCAAUACUUCUCCUUUUAUCAGCAUAAAAUCAAUCAGGUUACUUUCCCCAUUUUUAAAGUCAAAUAUUACAUUUUUUUUAAAACUUGUUUUAUUUUCCCAAGAGUCGGAGCCAUUUUUUCAUGAAACCAACUCACGGUUUUAAAAUUUAAAAAAAUAUCAACUUUAAACGCUUCGUAAUAUGGCCUUCAGAAUAGAAGGCUGUCUUUGAUUGGCUCAUAAUCACUUGCUUGUGACUUGACCUAAUCAAUCACUUAGACGAGUCAAUGGAGGGAUAAGUGAGAAGGGAUUAAGAGGGAUUUUAACGCCUUGAUGAAAAUGUAACGACGACGAGCUGAAAUUCUCUCCCCUCCCCCCCCCCCCCCCACCGGUGAACAAACGAGUAUAGGGGGGUUUUUUUUUUCUCCCUGGAAGGAAACCCAUGUUAAGCUUACAUUUACAUAACUAUGGUCAUUUGUACCGACCUUGACCUAGUGUGACUGUUAUACCACUGAUCAAACAAGUUUGUAAUCAGCCUGGUUUGACGUCCAUAUUUAUCAUGACCUCGAGAUUUUUUUGUUUUGUUAAAAAAUGAAUACAAGACAUUUUUUUUUAAAAGACGGAGAUACAACUAAAACGAUAACAAGGAUAACCAUUGAUAUCACAUUAAAGUGUAUUCAAUUCUGCACACUUAUGUGUGUUUAUUUUUAAUAUUGGUAUUGGUUUAAUAGUUCUUGAGCUGUGAUUUCUGGAUGUUUCUUUCAGAAUUUACCACACACACAAAAAUACAUAGAAAUAAACAACCCCAAAAAUUAUUUCACUUUUUCAUGACUUAAUUAUUUUUAAUUUAAAGCAACGAUGACCUCCCCAAUAAUUGUUUAAUACAAUGAUCAGUCCCUUUGAACCUUGUGGCCUGUGGCUUCCAUUGAAAUAAACAAAACAUUUUUGUGAAUAUAAAAAUUGUCAUAUUUGUUUAUAAUUUCUUUAUACAAUGCCAAGUCAUAACAAAUAUUCAGGAUAUUCAAAGAAGCGAAAUUUUCAUGGAAAUAGAUAUUAUACUAAGAAUAAUAUUGGACCCAAUGAGGAUAUUUCAAAUGUAAAUAAUUGAAACAGUGACGGUUUCCAUUAUUCAUUUCAUUGUUCAUUAUUAUUGAAGAUGAAAUACACUUCUCUAAAAUACCAAAGUGUAUUGGUCUUGACACACCCAAUGCCAAGCCCACUUAGAACAUUGAAAGGCAUUCAGGUUAAAGUGAAGGUUAAGCCAAUUUUAAUUUUAAUGUUUGUCAUAGCAGAAAUCACAAAAAUAAAAUUUAAAAAAUGAAAUCCUUAGAAGCAAGAAGAGCCAGCAGAAGGCUGAAAGUAGGGUUAGAAGAGUCAAAAGUUGAAGCUAAAAGACAUCCUUAUCUUUCAGGGGUCAUUAAGAUUAGAGAAUUUCUUUUUUUUUUUUUUGUUAACAAAAUUAUUGAGUGCAUUUUUUGCAACAUUUCAAAAAUGAGUUCACAUAAUUAAUGAUAACUUGUUAAAAUAUCAACCAAUUUUUAAAAAUUGUGCAUGCUGUUAUAUUUUAUAAUUGAAAAAUUGUCUAUGGCAUGAACUAAACAUAUUGAUAUUACAAUUUAUUAAUAAGUACAGAUUUUACAAUCUCUAAAAGUUUAAAUUUAAAAUGUCAAAAUUAAGAAAUAUUUCAAAUGCUGUGUUACAAAAAGUAUUCAAUAUAUUAACAUUUUUUAGUCCUAGCUAUGGCUAAUCCACAUUUCUAUGUGGUUAAUAGAGUAUAAUAAAUUUGAGCUUAAAUGAAAAUUCCUAAAAUAAUUUUUUUGUCAUACCUGCCAAUUUUAAGGCAGGAAAUUAUUACGUAUCUCUUUUUUUGAGGGCAAUUUUAUGUGUUAUUUUGGUAGUUUGACUAUUCAUCUAGCUUCAGUGAAAAUUGGACAUUUGCAGCUUUAAUAGUUUUUAGGGGGAAUUUUUUAGUAGUCGCCCUAUGUUCUGGGUGUACCUCCCUCCUUUAAACACAUGACUCAGUGUUUAACAAAUAGAAAUGUUCAUCCUGCUCCCAACCCAAACUUUAGGAAUAAAAACCUUUUAACAGAAAAAAAAACAAACUUAACUUUGAUUAAUUGACUUUUGAUGAGCCCCCCCCUUUUUUUAUAUAUAUAAACUUACUUUAAAUAUAUAAAAAAACAUUUUUUUCAAAAAAUUAAAUCAAUAAAUACGAAAAAUGAUUCAAUUUUAAUUGUUAUUGAUAUUGGGCCUUUAGGGACCAUUGCUAAGAUGUCAAUCUUUCUGUUGAAACUGCAUCAUCUUGACUUGGUCUAUAAUUACAAGUGUCUGUUUUUGUGAUUUCACAGAGCCGUCCAGGUCUUGACCAAGUUCAUGCAGCAUCCUGAACUCAGCGAAUUUUGCAAGGAAAGACAACUGGCGCUGAGUCAUGGCCUCCCUUUGGGUGCCUAUCUCCUUCGGCCUGUCCAGAGAAUACUCAAAUACCAUCUGUUGCUUCAGGUACACCUUGGAGCUGUUCUCAUUUUUAUAUAUUUACCUUGGCUGCAUUGAAAGGGGUCUUCUUAUCUGCUUUAUAGUCCAUCUGGCCGGUCUUAUGUAACUCAUAAGGAAAUGUAAAGCACCAGAUGGGAAAGCCAUUUCAGCCAACACCUUCUCAUGUUACCAUUACAGUGAUUGUAUUCUCCACUAAUAGCUGGCUGAGGUCCUCCUGGCUUAGAACAAGAUUGCUCCACAGGUUAUGCAUGCUGACCCCCCCCCCCCCCCCCAGUUUGAUCAAACAAUAGAAACAUUCUUCAAAAGAGCAUCAAUCAAAACGGACUUCAGAUUUUUUAAAACAAUAUUUCCUUAACCAAAGUUCUUACCUGUAUUUUUUAUGUUUCAUUUAACUGUUAUACUAUAGCAGUGGGUUAGCUAGGGUUGGCGCCACCCAGGGUGGGCGAGAAAUUUGCCACCCCUUUCACACAAAAAAGCUCUGCACUCUGAAAAUGCUGCCCCUGCAUAUAAUGAAAAAAGUGCCACCCAUGGUGGACCACCCCCUCCACACCCCCCUUCCUACGCCACUGUACUGUUGUGCCAGAUCAUUUCUGCUGAGUUAGAGCUAAUGCUAUAAUUCUUUUACAAUUAUAUCCUUAAUUUGUUUUUUGUUCACUUGACUCUUGUGAUUCUUGUGUCUCUUGCACAGAAUGGUUUUUGUCAAUGACACAUUUGUGUCGUUGUGUCGGCUGUCAAGUUAUCACAUACUUUGUCAUACAGCUUGUUGUACAGCUUAAUCACAGUAUCUACGUAUGAUUACAUAAAACAAGUACAAUGAUUUAUAGAAUCACAGAGGGCCAGUUGAGCUCUUAGAGCAACAUUAUAGGCUGAGCCAGACUGUCUGGCUUCAGAUCAUAUAUAUCUUAAAAAAUGUUAUGGAACAAUAAUGAUUUUUUUUAUGUCAACCCUAGGUCAAGGUCUGUAUUUGUUUAUCUGCAAAAAGACAACAUGUCUAACAAUGUCUCGUACAAUAGAGUUAUAACACUUCUGACGAUGUGUCAUAAGACAGAGCUUUUGUCAUAGAAACUUCAAAGCUUUGCAGCAUUGACUUUUUUGUUAAGGAAGCUAACCGCAACUUUAAAAUGCAGAGAUUGUCGUUUAGUCAUGGAACCGGUAUUUAGGGACAUGGCAUCCGCAUGCAGAAACACGAUACCGUGACGUUCAGAUGUGAUAAAGAAUGACAUCUUUAAAGCUAACUAGAAGCUUAAUUGUUCAGGGAUGAUCCUCUUCACCCCAAAACUUACAAUGACAUUUUGUUAUAUAAUUAAAACUACAUCACUAGAAGAGCCCAACUGACCCAAUGCAUGGAAGCGAAACCACUAAAAGACAUUUUUUUAAAUAAUCAUGUCUCCCAGACCAAAGGUCACACUGCUUAACCCUUGACCCGUGACUCUCUAAAUCAUUGUUGUUUUUUUUAAAAUUUUAUUCACUUGUUAAGAUCUUUUCACUAAGUUUUUGAAAUGAUCUAGUUGACUGUUCACAGAACAUUGUCAAGAGCUAUGAGAAGGAAGGCAAGGACGUGACCAUCUUGGAGCAGGCCUUCCAUCACAUGACACAGAUGGCGCACCACAUCAACGAAAUGAAGAGGAAGCACGAGCACGCCGUCAGGGUGCAGGAGAUUCAGAGCCAGCUGGAGGACUAUGUGGGGGAGGACCUCACGAGGCUGGGGGACCUGGUCCUGGAGGUGAGCUUUCAUAAUGGGUUGGGGGGGUUGAUGGUAGGAUGUUAUUAACAUUCUGAUAAUUGUGUUGUAAGAGUGUUGUAAGAGCAUUGUACAAUGUGUUAUAAGAGUGUUGUAAGAGUGUUGUACAUUGUGUUAUAAGAGUGUUGUAAGAGUGUUGUACAUUGAGUUAUAAGAGCAUUGUACAAUGUGUUAUAAGAGUGUUGUAUAUUGUGCUAUAAGAGUUUGUACACUGAGUUAUAAGAGUGUUGUACAUUGUGUUAUAAGAGCAUUGUACAAUGUGUUAUAAGAGUGUUGUACAUUGUGCUAUAAGAGUUUUGUACACUGUGUUAUAAGAGUGUUGUACAUUGUGCUAUAAGAGUUUUGUACAGUGAGUUAUAAGAGUCUUGUACAUUGUGCUAUAAGAGUGUUAUACACUGUAUUAUAAGAUUAGGGGUGUGCCGGAGUCCGGUCCGGAAUCCGGUUCCGCCGGAUUUUGCACUAUCCGGUGAAAUCCGGUUCCGCCGGAUUUACAUGUAUCCGGAACAACCGGAAUCCGGAAUAUACCGGAUUUCGGAAUUUGCCAGAUUUUGUGACUCACCGGAUCAUAAUCUGAAAUAAAAGUAAUUCUCUUUCCCGAAUUCCACACGAUCACGAUACAUUAAUCGAUUGUUUCGAGCGUUGAGCUUGUUUAAUGUUUAAUAUUCCGUACAUACCAGAGGCUAGAGUCAGCACCGCUAAUAGUGGCCAAUAGUGUAGGGACUUUGAUAAGAAAAUUUAAACUUUUUGUAAAAAUAAACCAAUGGCAUAGUUGAAAAGAUGUAAUUUUUUAAAGAAUUAUAACACCAAAAUCAUAUUUUUAGCUGUUGUAGUUUUAAAGUUAUGAAUUUUUAAAGUACGACUUGGUUUGUCAUUUUUUAACAUGGACUGCAUCUCCACAUUCUGUGAUCUCAUUCCACCAAUCCCGUCAUGCGCAAUGACUAUAUAGUUUAUAUAAGGCAACGCAUUCCCUGCCUUAUCACUAAAAUACUGUUUAGACUUAGUUUAAACUUUCAACUUUGGCACAUGAAUAAUUAAUUAAAGCUUUCCCUGACCAAUGGUUUAAUAGUUUUUGCACACGGCAAACUCUUAUGAAUGAAACUCUGAGGUAGUACUACGAUACAGUUAUGCAAGUGGCUGUGAAUGGUUGCCAAUGACAACGUGUUGCACACGGUAAAUUCUGAUCAUUUAUAAUAUGGAUUCUACCGGGUUGUUAAAGCUCAAAUUAAAACAUUCCAGUUUAAAUGUCUUUAAAUGCAUUCUGAAACACAAGUUAUCAAUUAUUUUGAUGUAAAUAGUGAUAAUAUAUUAAUAUUUCCUAAGUAUCGUCAACUUCCGCCAUUAAAAAGGGGGGCGUGGCCAACCCCAUGGCGAAAUCAGGUUGAGCGAGCUGCAUGACCUGCUGCGAACGCGUAGAAACAUGGCGUUUCUCGUAAGACACAUAUCCAAAUGGAACGGAACUCAAAUAUAUAUCGAAAGUACUAAUUUAAUAACAAAUAGACACACACAUCGGAAAAUUAAAAACUCUGAUUUUUUGGCGCCGAUUGCGAAUUCCCAUACACAAAAAGUAGUAGUCCACCUUGACUUACCGAAGUAUCUACCAAUAGUACCAGAAUCCGGGAGAAACCGGGAUCCGGGAGAAACCGGAAUCCGGAUUAUUCCGGAAUCCGAAUCCGGAAUCCGAAUCCGGAAUCCGGAUCCGAAUCCGGAUCCGGCGGAUUUCGCAUAAGAAAAUCCGGAUCCGGAUCCGGUUGGAAAAAACGGAUCCGGCACACCCCUAUAUAAGAUUGUUGUACACUGUAUUAUAAGAUUGUUGUACAGUGUGCUAUAAGAGUGUUGUACACUGUGCUGUAAGAGUGUUGUACACUGUGCUAUAAGAGUGUUGUAAACUGUGUUGUAAGAUUGUUGUACACUGUGCUGUAAGAGUGUUGUACACUGUGCUGUAAGAGUGUUGUACACUGUGCUGUAAGAGUGUUGUACACUGUGUUGUAAGAUUGUUGUACACUGUGCUAUAAGAGUGUUUUAUAUUGUGCUAUAAGAGUGUUGUACAUUGUGCUAUUAGAGUGUUGUACACUCUGCUACUAUUUCCAGAGCACGUUCCGUGUGUAUGGAGCCAAAGCCUCCAGACAAGUGUUUCUGUUUGAGAGGGGUCUGCUGAUCAGUAAGAAAAAAGGAGGCGGGAUGCUGAGCUGUAAGACAUUCAUCAAGGUAAUCAACUCACCUGUCGUAUAUGGCCAAAAUGAAUGAAACAAAGUAUAGGAAAACCUUAAGCGUCAGUUCACACGAUCAAAUUAACCUCAAAUUUUGCGUCAUAUUAGUGUAUGAACGCAUUAUUGUGUGCCUGGUUUCCUUUUUUUGGACAAAAAUGGGAAUUUGAUCAAAUAGUAAGUUGAUAGUUGUAACAAGGCUUCAUACAAUCAAAAUGCAUGAUCGAAAAUUUCAUCAGGUGAACUGACCCUAAUAAAGGAAUGCAACAAAACAACAAAUGUGUCGGCAAGAAGCCUUUAUCAGCAAACAAGCAAAAGUUUUAAAAAGUUUUGUUUCACUCAUUUCCUUUUUCUAACCUGACGGCAGUCUCUGCCCAUUAUAACCAUUUAUUACAAUGAAGUCUUGUAAAUAUGUUGAUAGAAAGGGGGAAAAAUGUUCCACAGUUUUUUUACAAAUGUCUUCAUUGAUAAAGCUCUUGAUAAGUAAAUAGAUCCAAGUUUUAGCCCAGAAGCUACAUUUUUUAAAGCUGUUAUCUUGCUGCAUCCCACAGUGUUCAAAUCUAAUGCUGGUGGAAGUGAUCCCCAAUGAACCGCUCAGUUUUCAUGUGAUCCCGUUUGACAACCCAAGGGCUCAGUAUACAUUACAGGUUGGUUACAUUACAUCAGUAUACAUUACAGGUUGGUUACAUUACAUCAGUAUACAUUACAGGUUGGUUACAUUACAUCAGUAUACAUUACAGGUUGGUUACAUUACAUCAGUAUACAUUAAGGUUGGUUACAUUACAUCAGUAUAUAUUACAGGUUGGGUACAUCAGUAUACAUUACAUAAGUUUCAUUAUACACACUGUAUUGAUUUGAUGUAUUCAGAUAAUCACUAGAGAACCUUGUGUUCAGAUAAUCACUAGAGAACCUUGUGUUCAGAUAAUCACUAGAGAACCUUGUGUUCAGAUAAUCACUAGAGAACCUUGUAUUCAGAUAAUCACUAGAGAACCUUGUAUUCAGAUAAUCACUAGAGAACCUUGUAUUCAGAUAAUCACUAGAGAACCUUGUAUUCAGAUAAUCACUAGAGAACCUUGUGUUCAGAUAAUCACUAGAGAACCUUGUAUUCAGAUAAUUACUAGAGAACCUUGUAUUCAGAUAAUCACUAGAGAACCUUGUAUUCAGAUAAUCACUAGAGAACCUUGUGUUCAGAUAAUCACUAGAGAACCUUGUGUUCAGAUAAUCACUAGAGAACCUUGUGUUCAGAUAAUCACUAGAGAACCUUGUGUUCAGAUAAUCACUAGAGAACCUCGUGUUCAGAUAAUCCCUAGAGAACCUUGUGUUCAGAUAAUCCCUAGAGAACCUUGUGUUCAGAUAAUCCCUAGAGAACCUUGUGUUUCAGUUCCAUUAAAAAUCCUAUUACGUGUAAACCCAUAAAAUCCAUUGAUAGCCAAUAAAAACUAGACAAUGUCAAGUUUCAAGUUUUAUUUGAUAAAUUCAACUGAUUUUUUACAUUAGGAUAGUACUGCGAGGUCAUGCCAUUUAUAACUUUGUUACUAUAGUAUAAUACUGCUUGGUCAUGACAUUUAUAACUUUGUUACUGCAGUAUAAUACUGCUUGGUCAUGAGACAUUUAUAACUUUGUUACUGUAGUAUAAUACUGCUUGGUCAUGCCAUUUAUAACUUUGUUACUUCAGUAUAAUACUGCUUGGUCAUGAGACAUUUAUAACUUUGUUACUGUAGUAUAAUACUGCUUGGUCAUGACAUUUUUAACUUUGUUACUGCAGUAUAAUACUGCUUGGUCAUGACAUUUAUAACUUUGUUACUGCAGUAUAAUACUGCUUGGUCAUGCCAUUUAUAACUUUGUUACUUCAGUAUAAUACUGCUUGGUCAUGAGACAUUUAUAACUUUGUUACUGUAGUAUAAUACUGCUUGGUCAUGACAUUUUUAACUUUGUUACUGCAGUAUAAUACUGCUUGGUCAUGACAUUUAUAACUUUGUUACUGUAGUAUAAUACUGCUUGGUCAUGACAUUUAUAACUUUGUUACUGUAGUAUAAUACUGCUUGGUCAUGACAUUUAUAACUUACCCAGCAUGGCUGAUGUUAAAAAAACUGCACAAUUUUUGUUUCGUUUGAAUAAUGCUAAGAUUUUUUUUCAAAAACAAAACAAAGUAUUAACUGCUUUAAGAGUGUAUGAAAUUAAGCUUUGUUUUUUUAAAAAAAGGACAUUUAUUUUACCUGAAGAGAAGUGUGAUGAUAUGUCAAUACUUAAAGCAGUGGUUCUUAACCUUGUAUGGAGAUACCGAACCCCACCAGUUUCAUAUGCGCAUUCACCAAACCCUUCUUAAUAGGAAAAAUAAUAAUUUUUUUUUUUUCUGUUUUUUUUUUUUUUUGGACCUCCACCGAACCCCUGAGACUGACUCACUGAACCCCUGGGGUUUGAUCGAACCCAGGUUAAGAACCACUGACUUAAAGAGUGAAGAAAAAUGUGAUGAUAUGUCAAUACUUAAACAGACUGUCUGCAUGAAAUAUUUUUAUUCGCCAGGCUCGGAACAUGGAGCAGAAGAAAAAGUGGUGCCAGGAAAUAAAGCGCCUGAUACUUGAAAGUUUCAAAGGUCGGAUUCCAGACAGCGUGAAGGAUUUAGUCAUGCAGCUUGGCAGCAACCAUGAUGACGGUAUGUCCACUGGGUUGUAAUGGCUUUUAGUUUACUCAUGGGUUGACAAGUUGUGUCACAUCCCAGACAGUGUGAAGGAUUUAGUCAUGCAGCUUGGCAGCAACCAUGAUGACGGUAUGUCCACUGGUUUGUAACGGCUUUUAGUUUACUCAUGGGUUGACAAGUUGUGUCACAUCCCAGACAGUGUGAAGGAUUUAGUCAUGCAGCUUGGCAGCAAUCAUGAUGACGGUAUGUCCACUGGGUUGUAAUGGCUUUUAGUUUACUCGUGGGUUGACAAGUUGUGUCACAUCCCAGACAGUGUGAAGGAUUUAGUCAUGCAGCUUGGCAGCAACCAUGAUGACAGCAUGUCCACUGGGUUGUAAUGGCUUUUAGUUUACUCGUGGGUUGACAAGUUGUGUCACAUCCCAGACAGUGUGAAGGAUUUAGUCAUGCAGCUUGGCAGCAACCAUGAUGACUGUAUGUUCACUGGGUUGGAAUGGCUUUUAGUUUACUCGUGGGUUGACAAGUUGUGUCACAUCCCAGACAGUGUGAAGGAUUUAGUCAUGCAGCUUGGCAGCAACCAUGAUGACGGUAUGUCCACUGGGUUGUAAUGGCUUUUAGUUUACUCGUGGGUUGACAAGUUGUGUCACAUCACAGACAGUGUGAAGGAUUUAGUCAUGCCGCUUGGCAGCAACCAUGAUGACUGUAUGUCCACUGGUUUGUAACGGCUUUUAGUUUACUAGUGGAUUGACAAGUUGUGUCAUGAGAAUAAUGGGAAUUUUUCCCUUCUGGGUGAAGACUCCAUACCUUCUACAUCAUGCAGUAUUGUUAUGUAUAUGCUGCUCAGACAGAUGAGCGUACAUGCCCAAAUAGGCACUGGAUCUAAAUGAUGAUUUAUGUGCUGCUGAGAUUUCACUUGAACAAAAAUUCAACAUUUAACAACGACAUGAAAUUGAUUGAGCAAAUAAAAUGAUAAAUUAAGUUAAUGUGGUACUGGGAUGUUGUACCGUGGUACUGGGACGUUGUACUGUGGUACUGGGAGGUUGUACUGUGGUACUGGGACGUUGUACUGUGGUACUGGGACAUUGUACUGGUACUGGGACGUUGUACCUACCUUUUCAAUCUCAUUGAACAUUGUGCAAUAGAUAUUUCAUUAAACAAAUUUUUUUGAUACAAAAAUUUAAAAAACUCUGCCACUGAUUUAAUUCCCAGAUUACGUGACUAAAGAAGCGCUCGAAGCAGUCCGGAAGAAUCAACACACAGCUCCUGAAUAUUUGGAGAAAAGAAAAUUCAGGAGAAAGUCUGGAUCACGUCUGCCAGGUAGGUAGGGAGGUCAUGGGAAGUCAUGGACUUUCCUUUGGUUGAUGCCUGAGGUUCUCAUAUAAGAUCAGAUGAGAUUCUUUUAUUGAUUCAAUUCAAUGGACAUUUUGUUUUGAUUGUUUUCUUAAGUGAAUCAUUGUGUGGUAAGAAUAGAAGUUAGGUUCUUGAGUGAAUCAUUGUGUGGUAAGAAUAGAAGAUAGGUUCUUGAGUGAAUCAUUGUGUGGUAAGAAUAGAAGUUAGGUUCUUGAGUGAAUCAUUGUGUGGUAAGAAUAGAAGUUAGGUUCUUGAGUGAAUCAAACACACCAUUCUUAUCUUCAAUCCAAGUUGAGUGAAUCAUUGUGUGGUAAGAAUAGAAGUUAGGUUCUUGAGUGAAUCAUUGUGUGGUAAGAAUAGAAGUUAGGUUCUUGAGUGAAUCAUUGUGUGUUCAGAAUGGAAGUUAAGUUCUUGAGUGAAUCAUUGUGUGUUCAGAAUGGAUGUUAAGUUCUUGAGUGAAUCAUUGUGUGUUCAGAAUGGAUGUUAAGUUCUUGAGUGAAUCAUUGUGUGGUCAGAAUGGAAGUUAAGUUCUUGAGUGAAUCAUUGUGUGGUAAGAAUAGAAGUUAGGUUCUUGAGUGAAUCAUUGUGUGUUCAGAAUGGAAGUUAAGUUCUUGAGUAAAUCAUUGUGUGUUCAGAAUGGAAGUUAAGUUCUUGAGUGAAUCAUUGUGUGUUCAGAAUGGAUGUUAAGUUCUUGAGUAAAUCAUUGUGUGUUCAGAAUGGAUGUUAAGUUCUUGAGUGUAUCAUUGUGUGGUCAGAAUGGAUGUUAAGUUCUUGAGUGAAUCAUUGUGUGUUCAGAAUGGAUGUUAAGUUCUUGAGUAAAUCAUUGUGUGUUCAGAAUGGAUGUUAAGUUCUUGAGUGUAUCAUUGUGUGGUCAGAAUGGAUGUUAAGUUCUUGAGUAAAUCAUUGUGUGUUCAGAAUGGAAGUUAAGUUCUUGAGUGUAUCAUUGUGUGGUCAGAAUGGAUGUUAAGUUCUUGAGUGAAUCAUUGUGUGUUCAGAAUGGAAGUUAAGUUCUUGAGUGUAUCAUUGUGUGUUCAGAAUGGAUGUUAAGUUCUUGAGUGUAUCAUUGUGUGGUCAGAAUGGAUGUUAAGUUCUUGAGUGAAUCAUUGUGUGUUCAGAAUGGAAGUUAAGUUCUUGAGUGUAUCAUUGUGUGUUCAGAAUGGAAGUUAAGUUCUUGAGUAAAUCAUUGUGUGUUCAGAAUGGAUGUUAAGUUCUUGAGUGAAUCAUUGUGUGGUCAGAAUGGAUGUUAAGUUCUUGAGUGAAUCAUUGUGUGUUCAGAAUGGAUGUUAAGUUCUUGAGUGUAUCAUUGUGUGGUCAGAAUGGAUGUUAAGUUCUUGAGUGAAUCAUUGUGUGUUCAGAAUGGAUGUUAAGUUCUUGAGUGAAUCAUUGUGUGUUCAGAAUGGAUGUUAAGUUCUUGAGUGAAUCAUUGUGUGUUCAGAAUGGAUGUUAAGUUCUUGAGUGAAUCAUUGUGUGUUCAGAAUGGAUGUUAAGUUCUUGAGUGAAUCAUUGUGUGUUCAGAAUGGAUGUUAAGUUCUUGAGUGAAUCAUUGUGUGUUCAGAAUGGAUGUUAAGUUCUUGAGUGAAUCAUUGUGUGUUCAGAAUGGAUGUUAAGUUCUUGAGUGAAUCAUUGUGUGUUCAGAAUGGAUGUUAAGUUCUUGAGUGAAUCAUUGUGUGUUCAGAAUGGAUGUUAAGUUCUUGAGUGAAUCAUUGUGUGUUCAGAAUGGAUGUUAAGUUCUUGAGUGAAUCAUUGUGUGUUCAGAAUGGAUGUUAAGUUCUUGAGUGAAUCAUUGUGUGUUCAGAAUGGAUGUUAAGUUCUUGAGUGAAUCAUUGUGUGUUCAGAAUGGAUGUUAAGUUCUUGAGUGAAUCAUUGUGUGUUCAGAAUGGAUGUUAAGUUCUUGAGUGAAUCAUUGUGUGUUCAGAAUGGAUGUUAAGUUCUUGAGUGAAUCAUUGUGUGUUCAGAAUGGAUGUUAAGUUCUUGAGUGAAUCAUUGUGUGUUCAGAAUGGAUGUUAAGUUCUUGAGUAAAUCAUUGUGUGUUCAGAAUGGAUGUUAAGUUCUUGAGUGAAUCAUUGUGUGUUCAGAAUGGAUGUUAAGUUCUUGAGUAAAUCAUUGUGUGGUCAGAAUGGAUGUUAAGUUCUUGAGUGAAUCAUUGUGUGUUCAGAAUGGAUGUUAAGUUCUUGAGUGUAUCAUUGUGUGUUCAGAAUGGAUGUUAAGUUCUUGAGUAAAUCAUUGUGUGGUCAGAAUGGAUGUUAAGUUCUUGAGUGUAUCAUUGUGUGGUCAGAAUGGAUGUUAAGUUCUUGAGUGUAUCAUUGUGUGGUCAGAAUGGAUGUUAAGUUCUUGAGUAAAUCAUUGUGUGUUCAGAAUGGAUGUUAAGUUCUUGAGUGUAUCAUUGUGUGGUCAGAAUGGAUGUUAAGUUCUUGAGUGAAUCAUUGUGUGUUCAGAAUGGAUGUUAAGUUCUUGAGUGAAUCAUUGUGUGUUCAGAAUGGAUGUUAAGUUCUUGAGUGUAUCAUUGUGUGUUCAGAAUGGAUGUUAAGUUCUUGAGUGAAUCAUUGUGUGUUCAGAAUGGAUGUUAAGUUCUUGAGUGUAUCAUUGUGUGUUCAGAAUGGAUGUUAAGUUCUUGAGUAAAUCAUUGUGUGUUCAGAAUGGAUGUUAAGUUCUUGAGUAAAUCAUUGUGUGUUCAGAAUGGAUGUUAAGUUCUUGAGUGUAUCAUUGUGUGGUCAGAAUGGAUGUUAAGUUCUUGAGUGAAUCAUUGUGUGGUAAGAAUAGAAGUUAGGUUCUUGAGUGAAUCAUUGUGUGUUCAGAAUGGAUGUUAAGUUCUUGAGUAAAUCAUUGUGUGUUCAGAAUGGAUGUUAAGUUCUUGAGUAAAUCAUUGUGUGUUCAGAAUGGAUGUUAAGUUCUUGAGUGUAUCAUUGUGUGGUCAGAAUGGAUGUUAAGUUCUUGAGUGAAUCAUUGUGUGUUCAGAAUGGAUGUUAAGUUCUUGAGUGAAUCAUUGUGUGUUCAGAAUGGAUGUUAAGUUCUUGAGUGUAUCAUUGUGUGUUCAGAAUGGAUGUUAAGUUCUUGAGUGAAUCAUUGUGUGUUCAGAAUGGAUGUUAAGUUCUUGAGUGAAUCAUUGUGUGGUCAGAAUGGAUGUUAAGUUCUUGAGUGUAUCAUUGUGUGGUCAGAAUGGAUGUUAAGUUCUUGAGUAAAUCAUUGUGUGUUCAGAAUGGAUGUUAAGUUCUUGAGUGAAUCAUUGUGUGGUAAGAAUAGAAGUUAGGUUCUUGAGUGAAUCAUUGUGUGGUAAGAAUAGAAGUUAGGUUCUUGAGUGAAUCAUUGUGUGUUCAGAAUUUCAGAAUGGAUGUUAAGUUCUUGAGUGAAUCAUUGUGUGUUCAGAAUGGAUGUUAAGUUCUUGAGUGUAUCAUUGUGUGGUCAGAAUGGAUGUUAAGUUCUUGAGUGAAUCAUUGUGUGUUCAGAAUGGAUGUUAAGUUCUUGAGUAAAUCAUUGUGUGUUCAGAAUGGAUGUUAAGUUCUUGAGUGAAUCAUUGUGUGGUCAGAAUGGAAGUUAAGUUCUUGAGUAAAUCAUUGUGUGUUCAGAAUGGAAGUUAAGUUCUUGAGUGAAUCAUUGUGUGUUCAGAAUGGAUGUUAAGUUCUUGAGUAAAUCAUUGUGUGUUCAGAAUGGAAGUUAAGUUCUUGAGUAAAUCAUUGUGUGGUCAGAAUGGAUGUUAAGUUCUUGAGUGAAUCAUUGUGUGUUCAGAAUGGAUGUUAAGUUCUUGAGUGUAUCAUUGUGUGGUCAGAAUGGAUGUUAAGUUCUUGAGUGUAUCAUUGUGUGGUCAGAAUGGAAGUUAAGUUCUUGAGUAAAUCAUUGUGUGUUCAGAAUGGAAGUUAAGUUCUUGAGUAAAUCAUUGUGUGGUCAGAAUGGAUGUUAAGUUCUUGAGUGAAUCAUUGUGUGUUCAGAAUGGAUGUUAAGUUCUUGAGUGAAUCAUUGUGUGUUCAGAAUGGAUGUUAAGUUCUUGAGUGAAUCAUUGUGUGUUCAGAAUGGAUGUUAAGUUCUUGAGUGAAUCAUUGUGUGUUCAGAAUGGAUGUUAAGUUCUUGAGUGAAUCAUUGUGUGUUCAGAAUGGAUGUUAAGUUCUUGAGUGAAUCAUUGUGUGUUCAGAAUGGAUGUUAAGUUCUUGAGUGAAUCAUUGUGUGUUCAGAAUGGAUGUUAAGUUCUUGAGUGAAUCAUUGUGUGUUCAGAAUGGAUGUUAAGUUCUUGAGUGAAUCAUUGUGUGUUCAGAAUGGAUGUUAAGUUCUUGAGUGAAUCAUUGUGUGUUCAGAAUGGAUGUUAAGUUCUUGAGUGAAUCAUUGUGUGUUCAGAAUGGAUGUUAAGUUCUUGAGUGAAUCAUUGUGUGUUCAGAAUGGAUGUUAAGUUCUUGAGUGAAUCAUUGUGUGUUCAGAAUGGAUGUUAAGUUCUUGAGUGAAUCAUUGUGUGUUCAGAAUGGAUGUUAAGUUCUUGAGUGAAUCAUUGUGUGUUCAGAAUGGAUGUUAAGUUCUUGAGUGAAUCAUUGUGUGUUCAGAAUGGAUGUUAAGUUCUUGAGUGAAUCAUUGUGUGUUCAGAAUGGAUGUUAAGUUCUUGAGUGAAUCAUUGUGUGUUCAGAAUGGAUGUUAAGUUCUUGAGUGAAUCAUUGUGUGUUCAGAAUGGAUGUUAAGUUCUUGAGUGAAUCAUUGUGUGUUCAGAAUGGAUGUUAAGUUCUUGAGUGAAUCAUUGUGUGUUCAGAAUGGAUGUUAAGUUCUUGAGUGAAUCAUUGUGUGUUCAGAAUGGAUGUUAAGUUCUUGAGUGAAUCAUUGUGUGUUCAGAAUGGAUGUUAAGUUCUUGAGUGAAUCAUUGUGUGUUCAGAAUGGAUGUUAAGUUCUUGAGUGAAUCAUUGUGUGUUCAGAAUGGAUGUUAAGUUCUUGAGUGAAUCAUUGUGUGUUCAGAAUGGAUGUUAAGUUCUUGAGUGAAUCAUUGUGUGUUCAGAAUGGAUGUUAAGUUCUUGAGUGAAUCAUUGUGUGUUCAGAAUGGAUGUUAAGUUCUUGAGUGUAUCAUUGUGUGGUCAGAAUGGAUGUUAAGUUCUUGAGUGAAUCAUUGUGUGGUAAGAAUAGAAGUUAGGUUCUUGAGUGAAUCAUUGUGUGGUAAGAAUAGAAGUUAGGUUCUUGAGUGAAUCAUUGUGUGUUCAGAAUGGAUGUUAAGUUCUUGAGUAAAUCAUUGUGUGUUCAGAAUGGAAGUUAAGUUCUUGAGUGUAUCAUUGUGUGUUCAGAAUGGAUGUUAAGUUCUUGAGUAAAUCAUUGUGUGUUCAGAAUGGAUGUUAAGUUCUUGAGUGUAUCAUUGUGUGGUCAGAAUGGAUGUUAAGUUCUUGAGUGAAUCAUUGUGUGGUAAGAAUAGAAGUUAGGUUCUUGAGUGAAUCAUUGUGUGUUCAGAAUGGAUGUUAAGUUCUUGAGUGAAUCAUUGUGUGUUCAGAAUGGAUGUUAAGUUCUUGAGUAAAUCAUUGUGUGUUCAGAAUGGAUGUUAAGUUCUUGAGUGAAUCAUUGUGUGUUCAGAAUGGAUGUUAAGUUCUUGAGUGAAUCAUUGUGUGUUCAGAAUGGAUGUUAAGUUCUUGAGUAAAUCAUUGUGUGUUCAGAAUGGAUGUUAAGUUCUUGAGUGUUAGUAACACACAAGUCUUACCUACAAUUCAUCUUGAGUGUAUCAUUGUGUGGUCAGAAUGGAUGUUAAGUUCUUGAGUAAAUCAUUGUGUGUUCAGAAUGGAAGUUAAGUUCUUGAGUGAAUCAUUGUGUGGUAAGAAUAGAAGUUAGGUUCUUGAGUGAAUCAUUGUGUGUUCAGAAUGGAUGUUAAGUUCUUGAGUGUAUCAUUGUGUGGUCAGAAUGGAUGUUAAGUUCUUGAGUAAAUCAUUGUGUGUUCAGAAUGGAAGUUAAGUUCUUGAGUGAAUCAUUGUGUGGUAAGAAUAGAAGUUAGGUUCUUGAGUAAAUCAUUGUGUGUUCAGAAUGGAUGUUAAGUUCUUGAGUGUAUCAUUGUGUGGUCAGAAUGGAUGUUAAGUUCUUGAGUGAAUCAUUGUGUGUUCAGAAUGGAUGUUAAGUUCUUGAGUAAAUCAUUGUGUGUUCAGAAUGGAUGUUAAGUUCUUGAGUGUAUCAUUGUGUGGUCAGAAUGGAUGUUAAGUUCUUGAGUAAAUCAUUGUGUGUUCAGAAUGGAUGUUAAGUUCUUGAGUGAAUCAUUGUGUGGUAAGAAUAGAAGUUAGGUUCUUGAGUGAAUCAUUGUGUGGUAAGAAUAGAAGUUAGGUUCUUGAGUGAAUCAUUGUGUGGUAAGAAUAGAAGUUAGGUUCUUGAGUGAAUCAUUGUGUGGUAAGAAUAGAAGUUAGGUUCUUGAGUGAAUCAAACACACCAUUCUUAUCUUCAAUCCAAGAACAGUGAAUCAUUGUGUGGUAAGAAUAGAAGUUAGGUUCUUGAGUGAAUCAUUGUGUGGUAAGAAUAGAAGUUAGGUUCUUGAGUGAAUCAUUGUGUGGUCAGAAUAGAAGUUAGGUUCUUGAGUGAAUCAUUGUGUGGUCAUGGCUUUUUGUUCAAGCAGAGUUCCUGGCUUCUGUGGAUAAUCCUAAUGUCUGUAACCGACUUAGCUUUGGUUUGUUGCUUCAAAACCGCCAUCGUGCAAGAUGGCUGAUAAUAUGGUGUAUAAGAUGGUGGAUCCUCUGAGUCCAAGAUAGCGGAUGUGAAUUAGAUUAAACCCUGCUAUGUCUGAAAAUACCAUUUUACCAAUGUUACUCACCAUAAAACACAAGAUUAUCAGUCCAAAAUAACACCAUGUUGCACAUUGACCAUAACAUCAUGUUACACAUUGACCAUAACAUCAUGUUACACAUUGACCAUAACAUCAUGUUACACAUUGACCAUAACAUCAUGUUACACAUUGACCACGACUUGAUUCCAAAAUAAAACAUUAAAAAUCCCUGAAAACUGAUGCGAUUGAAUCACCUGCAGAGUAGGGCCCUGGAAGUAAUUUAACUCGGAUAUUUGAAUUUUUUUCCUACAGAGAUUUGUCACCCAUUGAAACGUUACAUUGAUCAAUACACACCAACUGAUUUUUUAAAAAAAUGACAUUUCAUAAAUUCAGCAGCAAAUCAAGUGCUUCUCAUUAAGAAUUAGUUUCUUGUAAAAUCCAUUUUUUUUUACUCCUAUUAUUUUAAUCCUAUUAUUAUACUCCUGUUAUUUUACUCCUACUUUUUAAAACAGAUUUCAGUAUAUUAAAGCCACAGAAAGCAAAAAGAGGUAAUUUUUAA
Messenger RNA from Lymnaea stagnalis (great pond snail), 34982 nucleotides. Lineage: Eukaryota; Metazoa; Mollusca; Gastropoda; Lymnaeidae. The record is from the annotation of a GenBank genome assembly.